AACGGUUAAAUGAUUCCUUUUAUUGCAAUACCUGACAUAAAAUUGCUUCGUGCGAUUAACCUCUUCAAACAAGCAGCCUGGCUAAGCUAGCUCGUUAGCUAACUAACCGCUAGCUCCUGUAGAGGUUGGACGGCUUCAGUUGAGACGUGAUGGAUGUCCUGAUUCACCUGGACCAGGAGAAUGGAGCUCUCACCGCUCCGGCCAGCAGAUCUCGCCAGAGACUCCAGUCCGCGCCCGAGCCGUGUCUGAAAACGCCGCUGGCGGUAAAGACGCGUCUUGGAGCUCCCGCACAGUCGGCCCGCAAAGCUCUGGGAACAGUAAACAAAGCUGUAGCCACCCCGGCAGCGGCACACAAAUCUGAAGUGCGGCGGAAACCCCUUGAAGCCCAGUGUAAAGUACCCCCUCAGCCUGCUCGUGAGGACUAUCCAGAGAUUGAGACGUGCUUCCCUUACAACCCAAGUGAUUUUGAAUCGUACAGCGUACCGGAGGAGGUCUGUCUGAGCCGCUUCUCGUUAGCUGGUUUGGGAAGAUUGCAGUGGUCUCUAGCAUUGCCUGAAGAGGAUAUGAUUGUUCCAGAAUUGCCACCAUCUCCUCUUAAACUUCCUUCAGAGGACUGCAGAGAUGACCGGGAAGCAUUCCUGGAAACGAUCAAGGAGCUGACUGUGGACUUGCCUCCUGAGUGGGACUAAGGCUCAGUGUCUCUCAUUGUCUUGAUAUUUUCUUUUUAAAUAAAAGUUCUGUUGGGUUUUAA
This is a messenger RNA of Electrophorus electricus (electric eel), 751 nucleotides long. RefSeq names its product PTTG1 regulator of sister chromatid separation, securin (gene pttg1). Gene Ontology annotation, cellular component: cytoplasm; nucleus. The record is from RefSeq and is a predicted model, not a curated record. Lineage: Eukaryota; Metazoa; Chordata; Actinopteri; Gymnotiformes; Gymnotidae. Gene Ontology annotation, biological process: homologous chromosome segregation; chromosome organization.